AUUCAAGUCAUUUUUCGUUAAAUUUGUCACAUUUUUAUGUAAAACAGAAACUCAUGUUUUACACAUUACCGUAAAUAACAAAUUAAACCAAAGUGUACUCGUUUUGAGAUAAUUUUCUUAUUAACAAGUGUUUCAAAAAGGUGUAACAUUGAAAUUUGAAUUUCACUUUCCGACACUGAACGAUGCAAAUAACUCAGUUUUUGCUGAUCAUUCCGGUCUUAUUUGUAUCAGCAGGGGACAAAAUGCCUACGGAGGAACAACCAUUUCCUUCUAGGCUUGGUCCCCUAGUAACCUUGGAAUCAGCCAUAACACAACCUACCGCCGUGUACACAAUGAGGACAGUUGGUAAUGUGGCAAAGGCAGCAAAGGCAUGGAAGUCAGCAGUAUCAUCUUCAGAUGUCUCUACCACUAUUCCCACUCCAGUUUCGGAAGAAAAUAUCACAUCAACUCUUCAAACACAAACGGAAGAAGUUCCUGCUGCAAGCGGCUCAGAUUCAUACACUGUAACAAAUUUGGUACAAACACAAUCCCAAGUUCAGGAUAAUGUAAAGCAACAGCAAGAUACUAAGGGGAACAGAUCAGAUUCCGAAGAAGAAAAUGAAGAUAGCACCCUUAGUACAGAUGUCUCUCCGACCAUUCCUACUCCAGUUUCGGAAGAAAUUAUCACACCUACUCUUCAAGCACAAACGAAAGAAGAAGUUCCUCCUGCAGACCUCUCAGAUCAAGUUCCGUCAAACGGCUCAGACUCCGAAGAAGAAGAUAAUAAAUCCACCUCAUCUAAAGAUGAAAAGGAACUCAAAAAAACUCUACAACCCGGAAAAACAUCCACAGGUGAAACUACAUCGGGCCAAGAUCUUAAUUCAAAACAACAGCAAACUGGUGUAUCAGAUCUAGCCAGUGGAUCACACUCUUCUGGACUUAAAGUACCUGGAGUAGGAGUUCCAGGUGCAGUUUCUCCCCAAGGAGGUCAAUCUUUAGCUUCGAAUACAUCUAGAGAAGGUCAGGCGCAGCAUCAACAGGUAAGAGAUGGAGAUGGUAGAGUUAUUGAGCCUAAAAUUGGAUUACCCGGACCUCCAUCUGCGCCAGUACCAUCACCAGGAGCGCCCGGAAUAAUUGUUAGAGAAUCAGGCAAUAGGGCAAUGGAUAUUGUACAGUUUUUAGGAAGAUUUAAACCAGAACCAAGGGCAUAUGAAGGGGAAAGAACAAAUGUAGCAGAACUAAAAAAAUUCCUAUUUGAAGAACUUGAAUCUUUGGUAAACACUCUAAUAGAAUUGAAAUUAGCAAUUGCAAGCGACUUUGUUGAAAUCACUGAUGGUUUGAGAAAGAAUACUAAAGAUCAUGAAGCCAGAUUGAAGUUGCUAAGAGGUGUAGAAUUCACUAAGAGGAAAAGUGUCGCCAACGUAGUAAAGGGAUUCAGUUCUUUGUACUGUGUGCUUUUAAUGAAUAUGAACGUCAUCAAAGAAAAAACGAAAGAAUCUGAAGUAGCAGAUGGCAUUUGGAAACUGUCUACAAUCCCAGAUAAAGUAGCAAAUGAACUUUUGUUAGCUAUGGAAAAGAUCGUGGUCCCACCAAAAACCCCUGAACUAGAAGAAGCGUUUGAGGCAAUCGAGUUUGGUUUCAAAAUAGCAUACUACGCAACCAAAGACAUCCUCUCAAGUAUAGAAAACACAGUUCACAACUUGAUGCACGCCAAAAAUUAUGAAGAGAAUUUUAUUGCUCAAGUAAGAAACUCUCUAAGGAUGGUACCACACCAGAUGAACUUGACUGAAUCGUCGUUUGUAAUUAAAAUCUCAGACAUGAUGCGCAGAAGAGGAACAGCUAGUCAGGACGAACCAGCAGGAGCUGGGUCCGGAGUAACACCAGGACGAGGAUCAUCAGGUACGGGACGAGCAGCAGGAACGGGAGGGGGAUCACUGAGGGGAUUAGACUUAAGUGAAGAAGAAGUUAAGAAAAUCUUGGAUGAAAUAGUGAAAGAUCCCAGCGACGGAGAACUUGGACUCGGAGACUUAAGUGACCCAAGUGGAAGAUCAUCCGAAAGACAACCCUCACUCGGACCUUCACUUGUAAUAACUGAUGGACAAGCAGGACCCACAAUAGUAUCUCCAACAGGGCCCACAAUAGCAGCUGGAGGAGAACAACCACCUUCAGCUCCUAAUGGAACCGCAACGGGGCCAGCAGGAACACAACCUGAGGGAGGAGAGAAGAAAGAAGGAUUGAUACAGAAGCUCAAGAAAAAACUCCUGGGGUCUGGAUUCGAAGUCGCGAGUCUUAUGAUACCAAUGGCGACAAUAAUUAUCAGCAUCGUCCACUAACAAUAACUCACCUAAC
Theileria parva strain Muguga is the source of this 2328-nucleotide messenger RNA. RefSeq lists its product as uncharacterized. The coding region runs from base 183 to 2312 and encodes 709 amino acids. Lineage: Eukaryota; Apicomplexa; Aconoidasida; Piroplasmida; Theileriidae. The transcript has 3 exons. The record is from RefSeq and is a predicted model, not a curated record.